This is a messenger RNA of Aegilops tauschii subsp. strangulata, 645 nucleotides long. Its product is annotated as protein BOBBER 1-like. Gene Ontology annotation, biological process: protein folding. Gene Ontology annotation, cellular component: cytoplasm. The record is from RefSeq and is a predicted model, not a curated record. Lineage: Eukaryota; Viridiplantae; Streptophyta; Magnoliopsida; Poales; Poaceae.
AUGGCGAUAAUCUCCGAGGACAUCAUGCAGGAGGACGAGGUUUCGACGCAGCCGCAGCAGGCGGCGGCGGCCGUGAAAGACAACAGCACGCAGGUAGAGAAGAAGGAGAAGGAGGAGAGCGAGGGGAGACAACCAAACUCCGGCAACGGCCUCGACCUGGAGAAGUACUCGUGGGCGCAGCAGCUACCAGAGGUGAACAUCUCCGUCCCCCUCCCGGAAGGAACGAAGGCGAGGUUCCUCGUCUGCGAGAUCAAGAAGGACCACCUCAAGGUCGGACUCAAGGGCCAGCCUCCGAUCAUCGAUGGUGAGCUGCACAAACCAGUUAAGGUCGAGGACUGCUUCUGGAGCAUCGAGGACGGGAGCUUGCUGUCCAUACUGCUGACAAAGCGUAAUCAGAGCGACUGGUGGAAAUCCCUGAUCAAAGGCGAUCCGGAGAUCGACACCCAGCGUGCUGAACCUGAGAGCAGCAAGCUCUCUGAUCUGGACCCCGAGACGAGGCAGACCGUGGAGAAGAUGAUGUUCGACCAGCGCCAGAAGCAGAUGGGCCUGCCCACCAGCGAGGAGAUGCAGAACCAGGACAUGCUCAAGAAACUCAAGUCCCAGUACCCUGACAUGGACUUCUCCGGGAUGAAGAUGCCUUCUUAG